Myotis lucifugus (little brown bat) is the source of this 3938-nucleotide messenger RNA. RefSeq names its product junction adhesion molecule like (gene JAML). The transcript is spliced from 11 exons. Gene Ontology annotation, biological process: heterophilic cell-cell adhesion; monocyte extravasation; neutrophil extravasation. Gene Ontology annotation, molecular function: cell adhesion molecule binding. Gene Ontology annotation, cellular component: membrane. Bases 2022 to 3638 code for a protein of 538 amino acids. The record is from RefSeq and is a predicted model, not a curated record. NCBI's taxonomy places the organism in Eukaryota, Metazoa, Chordata, Mammalia, Chiroptera, Vespertilionidae.
AGCGGCCCCCACUUCCUGCAGACGCCUGGGGUUUCUCUAAGCCGUUAGGGAGUGUGUGGCCCAUCAGGAAGGACGACAGGCAGCCCCCUGCGCCAGAGCGAUGGGUUCAGUCUCGGUUCUGACAGCGAAACGGUGCCUCCUCCCAUCUUCGUUUUCACAGGGCGGUCCCUCCACGCGCCUCCCAGGUGGCGGGAGGUGUCCCUAGGACGGCACCGUACACUGGACGUCAUGAAAAACCACCUUUACAGUUUUUGCCCAGAUCUGGUUAUAAAUUGUGGGUUGUUAGCUCUGCCUCUUGGACUUGCCCCGCCCUCUUUUGCUAUCCUGGUCCACAGAUGAGAGUCUGGUGGGUUCGUAGACAUCACGAUGGACCCUGGUCGGGCGAGGAGGUCGAAGUGGCAAGGCAGGGUUCGCAGUUUACAUUUCCGGCGGUUACACCUCCGUCUGGGCCUGCUUGGCGGGGCGGUGGUCGUCAGAGGCCGCUCACGGAGAGGAGAGCAGUGUGAACAGUAAGAAAUCACGGGGCCACGGGGGGACUGCCAGAUAGAGCUCUCACGGCGAGGCGGCCUUUCUGUGGGUCCUCGUUUCUCCGACAGCGAGCUGCUGUGACGGGAACCCCGCCAAGUCCACAUCCCAUUGAAGGAGGAACCUGUUUUCGCUGCGUUUGCUUGUCAUUUCCUUCGGGCCUGUGUGGGGGGCAGGCCUGUGUGAUAUGUCUGUCACCUUAGACAAAAGGCCCCGGGGGUUCCGCAGUCAUGUUGUUUUGUGGCCUUGGUCGUGGUUUGAACCAGUUCCUUCCUCCAGAAAUGAACAACAGUGCCCUUCACGGGGGAGAGCAGCUGGUGGCUCAGUCUGCUGCCUGGGCCUGUGCUCACCUCACAGCACGGCCGCCAGCUUCCUCCUCCCCGAGGGGCAGGCACCGCUCCCCUCACAGGAGCAGAGCAGCUGGACAGCGGGGAUGGAAGCAGGGAAAGGGCUGGUUUUAACCCGCGGCUCUGGCAUGGCCUGGGUGCCAGUCUCCCUCUUUUUCUUCCCGAUGCCCAUGAGGUUCUGUCACACUAGAGACCAGGCCGGUCUAGAAGAGGAAUUGAAUCCUGCCGUCUGCAGGGGGCUGAAGGCCUUCAGAAGUCCCUGGCCGAUGAAGCCUUUCUGUGCGGUUACGUGACAUGAUGAGUUUUGUGCGUUGACCCCUUAAUUCCGUCAGAGUGUGAGCUCACACAAGCCUGUGGCCAGCGGCUUCUUGGGAAGCAGCUCAUCUCUGCACGGGGGCUCCGAGGGGCACGUUCCUGCCUUGAAAACUGGGGGCCACAUCCCUAGUUGGCAGGUUCUGGGUGUCACUCCGUUAGGGUCCCAGGGGCGCCGUGGAGAGAGCCACGGGGCGGGUCCAGGCUGCCAUCUUGUCGCACCGCGUGCGCCUUCGCAGCGAAGAGGCCGCUCCACCCGUGGCCCGCGCUGCGCUGUUGGACGGAACUGCCAUUUCCCUGCGGUUUUUGUUUCUGUCUCGGUAGGAGGAUGUGCCGUGUGCACAGACACCGUAGCCCUUGAUCUCUUUGCCACAUCAGUUAAUGACCGUCUCGGCACUUUCUGGUGCAUAUUGACAUGUGAGAUGAGAACUGCCGUCUGAAAGGGGCAGGUUUGUGGCUUUCACAUCGAGCAGCGGCUCCUGAGCUGCUCUCCGGCGAGGCCUUUGCGGACGGAGCAGCGAGGCCCCGCUCCUGGGGCUGGAGCGGCUGCUAAGGUUCAGGGAUUUUUAAACCCUCGGGUCCCAGUGUUGGUGGCGUGCAGCGGGCCAUGCGGGCGCAUUAGGGAAAGGCUGGCGCCCAGCACCGCUGCUGAGGACCCGCGGGCAUAGUCCUUGGGAAGAGCAAGCGGCACCGGGCGUGCCGGCGGGGCGGCGGGAGAAGGCCUGCGCCUGGGAACACUGAUUGGGAAGCGGUGAUUUAAAAGCAAAAGAUUCCUUGAAGCAAAGAAGCCUUGAGUUCUUAUCUGGGGUGUGCAGGUCACCCCCGGGCCUCUGGGGGAUGCGUGCAGGCAGAGGAAACGGCAGGUGGGUGGUGAGCGGGCCACUGGGUGGGAGAGAUCAGAGAGGUGGGUAUAUUCUGAACGCGUUCUGUGUUCAUCUUCAACAUAUUGCAUUUGUGUGCACGAGGCUGACUGCUCACUCAGGGGUGCUUGCCGAUGCCACUCGGGACCCCCUCGGAGAGCUGCUGACCUGGUGGAGGGACCCUCGGGGUCUGGGCUUGAGCUUCUGCUCUCCUAGAGGGAUUUCCUCUGGGAGCAUUCACGAAAACGGGGUAGCGGGCCAGAGACGGAAAGGAGAACCUGCACGCAGAGGUUCCUGUUUUGCCUCCGCAGCCACUUCGGGACGCACGCAUCUGCCUGCUCUGACCGCACCUCCCCGGCGCCGGCGGCAUCAGACCCGAGCGGCUGCAGCGAGCGGUGGCUGUCAGACACUCAGGCGGCCUCCUCUCAGGCUGAAGAUGGAGAGCGGCGUGCUCUGCCUCCUGAGACUCACCCUGAGGCCAGUGCUGCUGGGCUACUUCCUGGGCCUGAACGACCUGAUCGUGUCCUCCCUGGAGCUGACCGUGCACGCGGGUGAGCCCGCCCUGCUGGGCUGCGUGUUCCAGAGCGUGGAAGGGAAAUGCGUGACCAAGGUCGACUGGACAUUCUCACCCAGGGAGCACGCCCAGGCUGAGUACGUGCUGUACUAUUACGCCAACCUCAGCGUGCCGGUGGGGCGCUUCCAGAACCGGGCGCGCCUGGCGGGGGCCCUCUCGCACAACGACGGUUCUCUCCUGCUCCAAGACGUGCAGGAGGCUGACCAGGGAACCUACACCUGCGAGAUCCGCCUGGAAUGGGAGAGCCGCGUGUUCAAAACCGAAGUGGCGCUGUACGUGCUGCCGGAGGAGCCCGGAGAGCUCACGGUCUAUGUGGGUGAUUCAGCUCCGAUGGGCUGUGCUUUCCAGAGCACGGGAGAGAAACUCAUGACCAAGGUUGACUGGACGUUCUCACCAGGGAAGCAUGCCAAGGAGGAGGAAAUGAUGCGCUAUCACGCCACACGCGGGGGGCCCGGGGGGUACUCCCAGAGCGGGGGCCGCUUCCGGAGCCGCGUCGCCCUGGUGGGGGACACCGCGCACAACAACGCCUCCGUCCUGCUCCAAGAAGCGCGGGAGUCCGACACAGGAAGCUACACCUGCAGCAUCCACCUGGGGGACCUGACUUUCAGGAAAACCUUUGAGCUGCACGUGAUUCAGAAAGAGCCCCGAGCACUGGUGACCACCGUGGCCCGCAGUCCCGAGGUCCUGGGCGGCAACCAUCUGGUGAUCAUCGUGGGCAUCGUCUGCGUCACUGUCCUGCUGCUUCCUGUGCUCAUCCUGACUGCGAGGAGGAUCCAUGGGAGUAAGAGUUCCGGGACGUCCAUGGCCCUGGUGAAGAGCCUGGAGGACAGGGACAAGCCUCCCCCCGAGAAGCACGUUUACUCCUCAAUCAACACGUGGGAGGUGACCAAGGAAGAAGAAUCAAGUGACAGAUCAGAGGCCACCUACAUGACCAUGCACCCAGUGUGGCCUUCAGCACUGAAUUACCCGCCUGAGAAAAAGUGGGCCGAGGGAGUGCCCCUAACAGGGCAAGCCUUUUAAGAAGAGUCCCCUCACCUUCACGAGGCAGAGGCGCCCCAGUGUGGCCUGUCCCUGUGCCAGUCAUGCAGACCCGCCCCCCCCCCACCAGCUGUCCUGCCUCCCUCGCUGGCCAGAGGCUGAAGAUGGCCACAGACGGGGCCCUCUGGAGUGGACCCUGGCUGAGCUGCCCCAGCUGCACCAAGCGCCCCAUCCGAUCAGUCCCUCAGGUUGAAUGUGAUCCUGGGAAGAAUCGCAGUGAAAACCAACCCGAAUGUUUCCUGUGGCACAUCGUCCCUAAAUAAAUGUGUUCUGUGGAUGUCA